Messenger RNA from Helicoverpa armigera (cotton bollworm), 1009 nucleotides. RefSeq names its product dachshund homolog 1. The transcript is spliced from 2 exons. The record is from RefSeq and is a predicted model, not a curated record. Bases 112 to 636 code for a protein of 174 amino acids. NCBI's taxonomy places the organism in Eukaryota, Metazoa, Arthropoda, Insecta, Lepidoptera, Noctuidae.
UUAGCUUUGCAGCAAACUUCAAAAAGACAGCAGACGUAUAAAUACUAGCAAUGUGGAGGAAAAACUAUUUUAGGUACAUGACACAAUGUUAAUGCUCAAACGUAGAUCGUGAUGAGCACACCACCGAACAACCCGACACCACCCCCGAAUCCUUCGGCUUCCGAUGCGGCGCCCGCUGCCGCUGCGGCUGCGGCACCGACCGCCGCGGCACCUGCCGCUUCUGCGGCCCCGGCUGCCGCUGCGGUGCCAGCCGUCGGUCCAGUUCCGCCUAUAGCCCCGACCCCAGUCGCAGCAGUAAGUGGUGGUGGUGGUGGCGGCGCGGGCGGCGCUGGUGGCGCAGCAGUCGGAGCAGCCGGCGGAACCGGUGGCGGGAUAGGUGCAAUGGUGGUACCAAUUAUUGGUUUAGCUGUCGGCGUCGGGGUCGUGGCUCUCAUGUAUAAGUAUAGAGCCACGAAGAGUCUGCUAGAGGCUAAGGUCCCAGAAGAGCCACCAAAAGAAGAGGAGAAAGUUCCUGAGGAGGUCAAAGAAGAACCAGUAAUCAAGGAGAAACCGGUUAUUGAAGGCUGGCCGUGCCCACAGAGUGAGAGGAGAGACCCCAACGCCUGCCGACCUAAAAAUGAAUACUGCAAGGAGUAGAAGGUGAUAAUAAGAUCUAGUGCUGUAACCAAAUGGACGAUAACUCCCCAACUUUUGAAAAAUGAUGGUAUAGAUGUUAAACGUGGAGGAGAGGAGUGGAGUGAUUCACAAUGCUUACUAAUUUAAGUAGCAUGUUAGCAGGCUCGUUACGUCUUGUCUUCAUUUGGACAUUUUGAACUGUAUGUUAUUUGUUCAUAGUUUUCGCCAGUGUGUCCCGAGUAUUGUAAGGUCUGAAGCAUCUGCUGUUACGUAGUUUUGAAGAGAUAUGUUUAUAGUUUUGUAAAUAAAUAUGCUAUGUUUUAUCCCCUUCUUUCAUGGAUGCAUAGGCAUAGGUAUACAUAGGCGUGUGUCAAGUUUUUAAUAAAGUGAUUCU